Limulus polyphemus (Atlantic horseshoe crab) is the source of this 2049-nucleotide messenger RNA. It is a transcript of the gene CHMP2B, whose product is annotated as charged multivesicular body protein 2b-like. The transcript is spliced from 9 exons. NCBI's taxonomy places the organism in Eukaryota, Metazoa, Arthropoda, Merostomata, Xiphosura, Limulidae. The coding region runs from base 670 to 1308 and encodes 212 amino acids. Gene Ontology annotation, cellular component: multivesicular body; ESCRT III complex. Gene Ontology annotation, biological process: late endosome to vacuole transport; protein transport; endosome transport via multivesicular body sorting pathway. The record is from RefSeq and is a predicted model, not a curated record.
UUUUAAGAUUGAGUUAUUUUGAUUGUGAUAGUUGUGUAUGUUUAAUUAUACAUAUGUAUAAGUUAUCAAGUAAAAUUAAAAGUUAUGGAAUUUGAAGUUUGAAAAUAUUGUAUUAUAUUCCACGUUAGGGAGGCAUGAGCUUUUAUUUUUAACUUAAGACUUAUUGUUAAGUUUUAUGAGAGUACGCCACCAAUAUAUAUAGUAAUAUUAUUGUGAAGUUUACAAGUUGCAGUCCUAUACUGUAGUGAGUAUUAGUGUUUUACUAUCUGUUAGUGGUCUAUAUAGUUUAGUGAAGUUUGAAUUUCACCAUGUUCGAAACUGAAUACUCUCAAAAUCAAUACCCUUCAUAAAAUAUUUCGUUUUCUUAAUAACUUAAAAUGUCACACUUCCUCUUAUGUCAAAUUCAGAGUGAGGAAGAACUUGGUGAAGAAGGGAUAUAUAAUAUAGUCGUUAUAAAUGUUUUAAAUACGUAUAUUUAUGUUUCAUGACCUGACUCACACGUGUAAGAAACAAUGAAAUAAUACUACAAAUGGUACAAUCAUAAGUUUGUGGUAGUAAAUUUUAGUCAGGCUAUAUAUCGACUGACUAAGCCAAUAGGUUCCCACCCCUAUGACCUGACCUUUCUCCAGUGUUGGAAUCCACUUCAACUGUACUACUACUAUUCCCAGAAUGAGUUUAUUUGCAAAGAAAACAACUACAUCAGAACAAAUGCGCCAGCAAGACAGAGACCUAAGAAGAGUACAGAGAGGCAUUGAUAAAGAUAGAAGAGAUUUGGAAAGGCAAGAAAAACAACUUGAAAUGGAAAUAAAAAAAGCAGCUAAACAAGGAAAUAAACAGGUAUGUACUGUACUAGCAAAACAACUGGUCCAGUUAAGAAAACAGAAGACAAGAACACAUACAGCAAGUUCAAAAGUACAAUCCAUUGGUGCUCAGUCUAAGGCAAUGCACUCCAAUGUGAAGUUAGCCAGUGCAAUGGGACAGACAACAAAGGCUAUGGGUGCAGUCAACAAACAAAUGAAACCUGAGGCAAUGAUGAAAACAAUACAAGAUUUUGAAAAGCAGAAUAUGAAAAUGGAAAUGACGGAAGAAAUGAUGGACGAUACCUUGAGUGCAGUUUUUGAUGAAUCUGGAGAUGAAGAGGAGCAAGAUGCAAUUGUCACUCAAGUUCUAGAUGAAAUUGGAAUUGAAAUUUCUGGAAAGGUUUCUGAUGCCCCUGCUGCCUAUCAAGGCAAACUUGGAGAAACGUCCAAGGCUCGUCUUCCAACUGAUGAAGAAAUUGAAAAGCAGCUUGCCCAACUUAAAGCAUAGAAAAGAAUAUUUACUUCUUUUGUAUUAUAGUCUUAAUGAAAUAAAAAAAAAAUUCCAGUGUCUUGAAAUCAAAUGAGAAGAAAUCUUAUGCUACAAAUGUUCUUAAAUUAUUGAAACAAGAAUGAUUUUACUGAUGUAAAAUUAUGUUGACCAGCAAUGUGACACUGGUAAUUUAGAUCAUACUCCCUCUGUGCCACGUUUGUAGUGUGACUUGCAGAAUAUGCUUGAAGUAACUUAAUUUGUUUAGCUUGUUUUAUUUAGAAUUACAAGUUGCUCUUAAAGUAAUCCAUUCCAUUAUUAGUUAAAUAUGCUUUGGUUCUAUUAGGCCUAUGCAGCCUGUUAUUUUACUUAAACCUAAUGGUGUAGGUGCCUUUGGUAUUUACUUAAGCAUUACUGAUACUAAGCCCUCUUUCUCUGAAGAUAUUGUAAUUAUUUUCUUGAAAUCUUAAAUUCGAAAGAAUAGUCUGAUAAAAUAAGUGUUAAUUUCCAAAUUUCAUAAUAGGUAUAAUUGUGUAACGAAAUAUUAAAACAACAGAUGUAACAAUAAAAAUAUUUUCAUCAUAUUUAAUUAAAUAUGUAAGUGAAAACAUAUAAAACCAAAGAACUAACUGAUGUUUUUAAAUGUCACCAACAAGUUGCAACUUGUACGUAUGAGAAAAAAAGAUAUUUACCACAAAGACAAAUUCAGGCUUUUAUAAUUUGUAAGUAUUUAUUAAUUGAUUAAUAAAUCAAUUUUCUGGA